UCGGAGCUCGUGUCGCGCCGCCGCCUCGGCCAGACCAAGCUGACGCCCAAGAUGGUCGGCAACGAAGAGGCCGAGGCCGACGCCCUGGGCUUCUUCGACUACGCACACCUGCGCGCGCCGCUGCCCAAGGGCAUCGUGUCCGGCAUCUUCAAGUCCAGCCCCAACAGCUACUUCCUGAUGCGCCGCAGCUUUGACGGCUACAUCUCCGCGACGGGCAUGUUCAAGGCCACCUUUCCCUACGCCUCGGCCGCUGAGGAGGAGGCCGAGCGCAGGUUCAUCAAGGCCCAGCCCACCACGAGCCCCGAGGAGACGGCCGGCAACAUCUGGAUUCCCCCGGAAGCGGCCCUCGCCCUGGCGGAGGAGUACAACAUCAGCAUCUGGAUCCAGGCCCUGCUCGACCCCUCCAAGAUCUCCACCACCCAGCCCGCGGAUGCGUCGCCCAAGCACAUCACCGCGCCGCCCAAGUUCGAUCGCCUCAAGGCCGGCCCGCAGCUGUCGCCUUCGGCCACUACGACCACCCGCAGCGGCCGCAGCCACCGCUCGGCCAGCCCUACCAAGAGCGCCACGAGGCGCGCCCCUGCGUCACCUCGAAAGCGCACCACCAGAUCCAAGGCUGAGGCUGUGGAGACGACACCGAGUGUCGAUGCGGAAAGUGCCAGCGAGAGCAAGGGAGAGACGGCAGAGGGCGUUUUCACGUCGACAGAAUUCGAGCCCGCCAUUACUCUGGAGAGCAGGGACAAGGCCGACGGUUCCAGCAAGGCAGACGUGCCAGCUCACAUUCCUUUCACGGCGGGCCAGCCGCCCUCCGCCGAGGAGAUUGCUGAGAUGAUGGACGCCGCCAAGUCCAUGGUGCAGAAGGACAAGGAGGCGGCGGAGAAGGCCGACGAGGAUGCCGAGGUCGAGACUACCCAGGACAAGACUCUUGCGAAGAGCAAACGGAAGGCCGCCGACGAGGACGAGGAAGCUGCCGAGGGAGACGACAAGACCGGCGAUGCGCCGCGCUCAAAAAAGGUAAAGACGGAGGUGGAAGUGCGCAAGGGCAGGAUACAGAAGAGGGCUCUGUUUGGCAUUGGCGCCACAGUCGCCGUUGGAGCACUUGUGCCGUGGCUCGCAAACUUGCUAUAA
Molecule: messenger RNA, 1125 nt
Organism: Trichoderma citrinoviride
Lineage: Eukaryota; Fungi; Ascomycota; Sordariomycetes; Hypocreales; Hypocreaceae
Product: DNA-binding domain-containing protein
Exons: 2
Biological process (GO): mitotic telomere tethering at nuclear periphery; meiotic attachment of telomere to nuclear envelope
Cellular component (GO): nuclear membrane complex Bqt3-Bqt4
Molecular function (GO): DNA binding
Source: RefSeq, a predicted model, not a curated record